Messenger RNA from Perca flavescens (yellow perch), 1850 nucleotides. RefSeq names its product KH domain containing, RNA binding, signal transduction associated 3 (gene khdrbs3). The transcript has 9 exons. Gene Ontology annotation, cellular component: nucleus. Gene Ontology annotation, biological process: regulation of alternative mRNA splicing, via spliceosome. Bases 534 to 1556 code for a protein of 340 amino acids. NCBI's taxonomy places the organism in Eukaryota, Metazoa, Chordata, Actinopteri, Perciformes, Percidae. The record is from RefSeq and is a predicted model, not a curated record. Gene Ontology annotation, molecular function: mRNA binding.
CAGCUCCGUCGUGUACGUGGCUCCGCCCCUUCCACCGGCUGCAUGUCGGCGACCAAUAGCUGCCGCUUCCUCAUUUCAGCACUGGAUACAACAGAGAGAGCUUCAAAGAGAGACCCAGACUGUCUACCCAGAGAGGAGAGGGAACCUCACACCGGCGGGCUGUGAUGCGUAGCGGGGCUCUGCUGGCUCAACAACACAUGGGAUAAAACCACCCGGUCACAUUUAACCGCGUAUUGUGUUUAGUGUAUGUAGGCUAUGUGUGUGUGCGCGUGUGUGUAUGUGCGUGCCGCGAGGACUGAAGAAAUGCUCUUGUAGCGCGAGCGCGAAUGACACUAUCGCCCGCGAGUUUGCUUCGCAGAAAUAUUCGGCGGUGCCCUAACUUGGAGCCGUUUGGACGUUGAGCAAGUUUUUUUUUUUUUUUUUUGUUGAUUGUUGUUGUUGUAUUUACUUCAAAUUACAUUCGAGUCGUUUACUUGGAGCCCCCAGCCCAAAAAAAAAAAAAAAAAAAAAAAAAAAAAAAAGCCCAGGACGAGAUGGAGAGCGACAAGUACUUGCCAGAGCUUAUGGCAGAGAAGGACACGCUGGACCCGUCUUUUCAGCACUCCAUGCGGCUACUGGAUCAAGAGAUCGAAAAAAUUCAGAAAGAUGAGGGGAAGGAAGAGGAGAAGUUCAUUGACGUCGUCAUCAACAAGAACAUGAAACUGGGCCAGAAAGUUUUAAUACCCGUCAAGCAGUUUCCUAAAUUUAACUUUGUCGGCAAACUCCUCGGGCCACGCGGGAACUCGUUAAAGAGACUACAGGAGGACACUCUCACAAAGAUGUCAAUUCUCGGAAAAGGAUCCAUGAGAGACAAAGAAAAGGAAGAAGAGCUACGGCAAAGCGGCGAGGCCAAAUAUCACCACCUGAACGAAGACCUGCACGUCCUCAUCGAGGUGUUUGCCCCGCCGGCUGAGGCCUACGCCAGGAUGGGUCACGCUUUGGAGGAGAUCAAGAAGUUUCUCAUACCAGAUUACAAUGAUGAAAUCAGACAGGCCCAGCUGCAGGAGCUCACAUACCUGAACGGCGGCUCAGAGGAUGCCAAGGUGCCAUCGGUGAGGGGCAAGUCAGUCGCCCGUGGAAGAGGGACACCUGUUCCAGGGCCUCCCAGGAGUCGAGGAGGAGUUCCUCCGCUGCAUGCGGCGGUGCCCCGAGGAGCAGCACCCAGAGGAGCCCCGCCAAUCCGGGCUCCGUCUUCCAGAGGGAGGGGGGUUCAGAGAGCCAGAGGCGCUCCCCCAACUGCCGGGUACCGGCCGGCUCCUCCCAUAGUUCAGGACACAUAUGGCGAAUAUGAAUAUGACGACGACUACGGAACAGCUUACGAUGACCAAGGAUAUGAAUCGUAUGAUACCAGCUACAGUAAUCAAGGACAAAACUCAGAUGACUACUAUGAAUAUGGACACAGUGGGGAAUCAUAUGACUCAUACGGUGUGGAAGAGUGGGCAAACAAUCGCGGCAAGGCACCGCCGGCGCGAACAACCAAGGGAGUGUACAGAGAUCAGCCAUACACCAGAUAUUGAACUGUUUAUACAACCUGCACCUGAGUCCUCAUGGCUGUUUCAACCCAAGUAAUGGAUUUUUUUAUGGACGCUCCCACCUUUUUAGAAUUGAAAACUAAACCGCAAAAUAACAAAAAAAAAAUGAAAACGGCAAAAGGGAGACACUGAAUGAAGUAAAAACCGGCUUCCAAAUAUGGCAUCCCCCCCACCCCUGAUUAUAAAAUCAUACUCCCACUGGUAAAAAUGUGCAAAGCAAUUUAGGUAAUCUAUCCUUUCCUCCAGGAGAAAUCGACUGGACGUUGCGAUUAAGAAAGA